UGAUGCUCUCAUUGAAAAAAUAUAUCGUUGCCUUUGUUGCCUUGUUGUCAGUUUAUGCAAGAGUAAGAGCCACUGCUAAUGAUGAAAGCUUUACCAGUGUAAACUAUCAAGAAGAAGUAUCAUUGGAUCAUAUUGGCUCACAUGGUCAUAUGCAGCAUGAACCACCACUCUCCUGUCGCCAGAUGAAAAAAAAUGAUCCCACUACAAGAUCAGGUACUCAUUAUGUAAUGUUCAGAGGUGAAUAUAUCCCUGUACAUUGUAAUAUGGAUGUCCUCUGUGACUCUGAUGAUGGAUGGACUAGAAUUGUAUACAUCAAUGCACAGCAAUCCUGUCCUUCUGGUUUUACACUCUACACAUCAGGAAAUACUAAGGCUUGCGGUAGAAGAAGCGGUGCUCGAGAUGGAAGCUGUGACUCUACCACAUUCUCUUCAAUGGGCAUAAAGUACUCACAAGUUUGUGGUUUUGUCUAUGCAUAUCAAUAUAAUUCGCCUGAUGCUUAUGCUAUUCAUGCUGGAAAAACUAACAUUCAAACUCGUAUUGAUUCUGCAUACAUUGAUGGUGUCAGUAUCACUCAUGGGACACCAAGGAAGCAUAUUUGGUCACUGAUGGCUGCACAGUCAGAAAAAGUAACAAGACAUACAAAAAAUUAUGUUUGCCCAUGCACUGCAGGUAAUGCACAACCAAAACUACCAAGUUUUAUAGGAUAUCAUACAACUGAUCCUCUGUGGGAUGGCAAGAAUUGUCGCAAUAAUGAAGUAAAUUGUUGCAAAGCAGGGAUGCCGUGGUUUUAUAAGAAUCUUGGUUAUACCACUAAUGAUGAUAUUGAGCUUAGAAUAUGUGGAGAUCAGUCUCAAACUGAUGAGGAUGCUCGUGUGUUUUCGGGUGAAAUAUACGUCAAGUAAAAAUCCACAAGAUUUUGAAGGUUUCAUUAAAAAGAACAUUAGUGACUAGAUCUAGUGUAUAUACUGUAUAUAAUUUUCUACAUUCAUUUUCAACAUUACUUGAAGUAGACAGCAUA
Molecule: messenger RNA, 1018 nt
Organism: Amphimedon queenslandica
Lineage: Eukaryota; Metazoa; Porifera; Demospongiae; Haplosclerida; Niphatidae
Exons: 2
Coding region: 3-902 (299 amino acids)
Source: RefSeq, a predicted model, not a curated record